AUGGCCUCCCUACGCAUCCCUGGUCAUCACUUUGUGCCUCUCGUAAUUACCUCCCUAUUUGUGUACCUGUCAUCAAUAUUUUCCUUGCUCAAGGACACCCAGCCUCACCAAAGUCAAACAACUAAAGCCGGAGGCUCAAACAGGCAUAAGUCAGGAUCUAGCCGUGCCAAAGCCGGCGAUUCUGUUCUUAACACUCUGUUGACAGGGCUUCCCUCGGCAAGGUGGCCCCUGUGGACCAGAAUCACGAUAUUAAUCAAUGUCGUCCUGGCAGUGCUAACACUUGAUUUCCUGACCCGUGGUGUUCUACUUUAUUCAACCACCGAUGUUGCGUUCUCGCGCGUUGGAUAUGUCUCCCCGACUACUGCCAACUUGGUCUUUCGCGAGCCAGACACGGCUCGCCUACCAGUGACGGUGAUGUUCCAGGAGGUCUCUGAAAUGAGCCAGGACUGGCAUGAAGAAGGCAUCGUUUACAAACUGGAUAAGACCACGGACUUUACUACGACUGUGACUCUAACCGACCUGAAGCCGGCGACACACUAUCGCUAUUCGCUGUCUAACAACAAGUCUGGCACGUUUACCACGGCGCCAUCGCCCGAAACCCGUGAAGCAAAGCGACUAUCUUUUGUAACGUCAAGUUGCCUAAAGCCAAACUUCCCUUACAACAUACUAUCGCAUCCACUACGGGUCCCAGGCCUCGAGCAAAUGACCGACGCCCUCGCCAAACUGCCCAAGCUACUUCGCCCAGCAUUCAUGCUCUUCCUAGGCGACUUCAUCUACAUAGACGUCCCCUGGCGUUUUGGCUCAUCCAUGGAACACUACCGCAGCGAGUAUAGACGCAUCUACUCGUCGCCUUCCUGGAACCACGGGCCAGAAGAAAACCGCGCUAUCGACCUCCCCUGGCUGCACACUCUGGACGACCACGAGAUCCAAAACGACUGGUCGCAGGGCAACAAAACCGCCCCGUAUCCCGCGGCAGCAGACCCCUUCAUCCACUACCACGUGCGGGCAAACCCACCCAUCCCGCAAGCGCCCUUCGCCCAUCCAGACAACGUAACCUACUUCGCCUUCACGCAAGGCCCAGCCUCAUUCUUCAUGCUAGACACACGCACCUACCGCACCGAGCCAGCGCACCAGAACUCAACCAUCCUCGGCCACCCCCAGCUCCAAUCCCUCCUGACGUACAUCUCAACCCCAGAGCCAGCAGGCGUACACUGGAAAAUCAUCUCCUCCAGCGUGCCCUUCACCAAGAACUGGCACGUCGGCACCACAGAUACCUGGGGCGGGUUCCUUGACGAGCGCCGCACCGUCUUCGAAGCAAUGUGGCGCGCAGAGCGCGAUCUAGGUAUCCGCAUAGUCAUGCUUAGCGGUGACAGACACGAAUUCGGCGCCACUAGGUUCCCGGACCCGGAGCUUAACCUCGGUCCCGAUCAACUUCUGCCUAAUACGGCUGGGCUGGGAUUGCACGAGUUCAGCGUUGGGCCGUUGAGCAUGUUCUACCUUCCCGUCCGUACGUACCACCAGACAGACUCUGAGGAUGUUAUGGUGAAGUAUGCGCCGAAUGGAAAUAGUAAGUUCGGGCUUAUUGAUAUUGCGGAUGAGGUUGAAGAUGUUGGUUCGACUGCUGCUGCGCCUGUUCGGGCUCGUAGCUCCGUUCUUACUUACUCGUUAUAUGUGGAUGGGGUGGUUGUUUGGAAGUAUCGUCUCAGUGUGCCAUUGGACCGCGAUAUGAGCGUGCAUGGCCCGUCUCUGCCGCCGGGCCGUGUGGUUCAGGAUGAGAUUCCGGAUCUUAGUUGGAGUGUAGUGCUUGGGACUGUUGUGGGACGGUUGCCGGAGUUGACGAAGCGGUUUGCUGAGACGGUUAAUGAUCUCUUCUUUCAACUCGCAGAUCGACUGUGGAGGAUCGAGAGACUCGAUUAG
This is a messenger RNA of Penicillium mononematosum, 1917 nucleotides long. RefSeq names its product alkaline phosphatase family protein. The coding region runs from base 1 to 1917 and encodes 638 amino acids. NCBI's taxonomy places the organism in Eukaryota, Fungi, Ascomycota, Eurotiomycetes, Eurotiales, Aspergillaceae. The record is from RefSeq and is a predicted model, not a curated record. The transcript has 3 exons.